AUGUUGAACUGGAAAGCUGCCAAAUCGCCAAUCUGCUUUGUUAUUUCAUUUGCUGCCAUAGCUUUUGUAAUCUACACAAGGGGCUUCAGCUUUUAUGAUUCUGCCAACCAUGUCGAUAUUACAGCUUGUCAGAUUUACACAGCUUCCCAUAAUGCAGGUGAUGUCUCUGAAGCACCAGAAAAGAGUAAAGCAAACACCACGGCGUCCAGGCCAUUGCUUAACAAGCAAGCAAUUAAAGAAGAAGAAGAAGAAAGUGAGAAGCCCGAUCCUAUGAUUCCUCCUCCCAAUUUGAGAGGAGAAGAGAAAAGGAAAUGGAUCCAGAGAACAGUCCCGGAACUUGAAAUUCUUAAAUCAAACGAUUCGGGUCGGGAAUUCAACGGUCGUGUUCAGGAAUUUUUUAACCAACAGUGUACAAUUCAAUUCUUCAUGGUUUGGCUUUCUCCAGCAGGGAAGUUUGGAUCCAGAGAAUUUUUGAGCGCAGACUCUCUGUUAAAGUCCAACCCUCAAGCAUGCUUGAUGAUUUUAUCAAAAUUCCUGGACACAAAGCGCGGUUACAAAAUCUUGAAACCAUUCCUUGAUCGCGGGCUUAAAGUUAUUGCAGUCACACCUGAUGUGCCUUUUUUGGUCAAGAACACGCCAGCUGAAGCUUGGCUUGAAGACGUAAAGAACGGAAAAUUGGAUCCUGGUAUUGUUUCUUUUACCAUUCAUCUUUCUGAUCUGAUUCGGAUGGCUGUAUUAUACAAGUAUGGGGGAGUUUACUUGGAUACAGAUUUCAUAGUUUUGAAAAAUUUCGAAGGCUUGAGGAAUGCGGUUGGUGUUCAAAUUACAGACGAAGCCUCUCAGGAUUGGAAGUCAGUGAACAAUGCAUUACAGAUCUUUGACAUUUGGCAUCCAAUGUUAUUCCAAUUCAUAAAGGAAUACGCCACAAAUUUUAAUCCGAACAUUUGGGGGGAAAAUGGACCGUACCUGCUUUCUAGAGUUAUUAAGAGACUAGACGCAGGACGCUCACCGGUCUACAACAUUAGUGUUUUGCCCAGAAAGGCCUUUUAUCCAAUAGAUUGGCUACAUAUAUCAAGGCUGUAUAAGAAGCCCGCGACGGAAGAAGAAUCAAAAUGGGCAGAAGAUACGGUGGCUGAGUUAAGCAGAGAGAGCUAUGCCAUACACUUGUGGAACCAAAUAUCAAGACCAUUAGUGAUUGAAGAGGGAAGUGUUAUAGAUAGAUUAAUUGCAUCUCACUGUUUGAUUUGUCAAAAAGUGUCAUAA
This is a messenger RNA of Mangifera indica (mango), 1263 nucleotides long. RefSeq lists its product as uncharacterized. The transcript has a single exon. NCBI's taxonomy places the organism in Eukaryota, Viridiplantae, Streptophyta, Magnoliopsida, Sapindales, Anacardiaceae. Bases 1 to 1263 code for a protein of 420 amino acids. The record is from RefSeq and is a predicted model, not a curated record.